Molecule: messenger RNA, 1793 nt
Organism: Cajanus cajan (pigeon pea)
Lineage: Eukaryota; Viridiplantae; Streptophyta; Magnoliopsida; Fabales; Fabaceae
Product: ethylene-responsive transcription factor RAP2-4
Biological process (GO): regulation of DNA-templated transcription
Cellular component (GO): nucleus
Molecular function (GO): sequence-specific DNA binding; DNA-binding transcription factor activity
Source: RefSeq, a predicted model, not a curated record
AAACCAAGAGUGGCGAGAGGUACUCACAGAUAUUUUUGUUGUCUCCAUUUUCUUCACAGCUUUCACUUUGUGUGGUUCAACUUCCCUUCUCCCUCCCCCCCACCCCCCUCUCUGUAACGCCCCGCUUCUCUGAAUCCCUUUCUGUUAAUCAUCUGUCUUUCAAGCUAUGAUUUUUGGGUUUGUCUUUUAAACUCACCAAGAACUAGAAGCAAACUUAGAAGGAUUUCUCGAAGGCCAGGUGUUUUCAGAAACGAGAUCCAGCUUUUGUUGUCGCAAUUUUUUGAUUUUUUUUCUUCUUCCAAACAAAGCCAAGAGGGUUAUUUUUGAUCCCUCCAAGCUUUCUCUUUUUCAAAGACCCAAGAGGUUGUCUAUUAGAAAUCUCUUUGAUCCUUGUUUGUAGAAAAGAAUUUUAUCCUUUGGUUUUAAUUUUAAUUUGGCAGUCUUAUUUAACGACCUGUUCUCCAGUUUUAGAAAAACGCAGGUUUUACGAUGGCAGCUAUGAUGGAUUUUUACAGCAGCAUAGAGUUUGAAAAAGCUCACUCAGAUCCCUUCAGGGGUGAACUAAUGGAAGUUCUUGAACCUUUUAUGAAGAGUCCUUCUUCUUCUUCACCUUGUUCUCCUCUUCCGUCUUUCCCUUCAACUUCUUCCAACUACUUUCCCUCCUCUCCCUUUGUUUUCCCCAAGAUGACCCAUCAUGUAUUUGCUGACGGGUUAUCCUUAUCCUUCCCCAACACCCAAAACUUAAUAGGGCUGGGCCAACCCACAUCUCUUCUGGGCCUGAACCACCUAACCCCCUCUCAGAUCUCUCAGAUCCAGGCCCAAAUCCAGCUCCAGAGCCAGCAGCAGCAGCAGAACAACCACAACCACAACACCCUGAGCUUCCUCGGGCCGAAGCCCAUCCCCAUGAAGCACGUGGGCAUGCCUCCGAAGCCCGCGAAGCUCUACAGAGGGGUUCGGCAGAGGCACUGGGGAAAGUGGGUGGCGGAGAUCAGACUCCCGAAGAACCGUACGAGGCUGUGGCUGGGAACCUUCGACACCGCCGAGGAAGCUGCUCUGGCGUACGACAAGGCCGCCUACAGACUCCGAGGUGACUUCGCUCGGCUAAACUUCCCCAACCUCCGACACCAGGGGUCCUCGGUGGGCGGAGACUUCGGGGAGUACAAGCCUCUUCAUUCCUCUGUUGACGCCAAGCUCCAGGCCAUUUGUGAAGGCCUCGCUGAGCUGCAGAAGCAGGGGAAGUCUGAGAAGCCUUCGCCUUCCUCCAAGAGGUCGCGAUCCAAAGCCGCUCCUCCGCCGGAGAAGCCUCACUCCGACAACAGCAGCUGUUGCAAGGUUGAGGUUUCCUCGAGCGAGGGGUCCGAAGGUUCUUCGCCUCUCUCGGAUCUCACUUUUGCUGACGUCAGCGAACCGCUGUGGGAAGGGGAUUCGGAUAAUUUUAAUCUCCACAAGUACCCCUCUUAUGAGAUCGAUUGGGAUUCUCUCUGAACCUGUGUUUCUUGCUACUUUAUUAUUAUCGUUAUGAUGCGUCUAGUCUAGUCUAGUCUAUAGUAUAUUUGUAGCUAGGUCUUAGGUCGCUACUGCAAUGGAGUUUUUGGCAAUUGCAGGGCUACUAAUAAUCUGUCAAUAUAUUGUAUAAUCUCUCUACCGCGGGUCACCUGGUUUUUUUCUUGCGUGCCCCGGGAGAAGAAUUAGUAAGUGUUCAUGCAAUUAUGAUUAUAUCAUAUGAACGUUGUAAUGUAAUCUACUCUCGUAUAAAAACUAUAUGGAUAUUGUACUAUUUAUGUGAUGCUCUA